This is a messenger RNA of Kickxella alabastrina, 1040 nucleotides long. Its product is annotated as phosphotyrosine protein phosphatase I superfamily. Gene Ontology annotation, cellular component: cytoplasm. The coding region runs from base 69 to 545 and encodes 158 amino acids. Gene Ontology annotation, biological process: protein dephosphorylation. Gene Ontology annotation, molecular function: non-membrane spanning protein tyrosine phosphatase activity; acid phosphatase activity. Lineage: Eukaryota; Fungi; Kickxellomycota; Kickxellomycetes; Kickxellales; Kickxellaceae. The record is from RefSeq and is a predicted model, not a curated record. The transcript has a single exon.
GUCUUCUUCAAUCGAGGAAAAAUUGAAUUUUGUUCCGUCAUUUUCGCUCGAAAUUAAAAGCAGUAGAAAUGGAUAUCUCAUCGCCAACAAAAGUGCUCUUCGUCUGUCUGGGCAAUAUCUGCCGCUCGCCAAUGGCUGAAGCAGUAUUCACACACAUGGUCAACGAAAGACAGCUCGCAGAUUUCUUCCACAUUGACAGCGCCGGCACCGCAGGAUACCACGUAGGCAACAGACCAGACAGCAGGUCAGUUGCAACCUGUAAGGCACACGGUGUUCCGGUUAACCACUUUGCGCGCCAAGUGUGCCCGGGCGACUAUGAGGAAUUUGACUUUAUUCUGUGCAUGGAUAAAAGCAACCUGGAGGAUCUCAUGGAUAUGAGGCCUAAGGGCUCAAAGGCUGUGGUCUCCUUGUUUGGCGCCUACGACGAGCUGAAGCCGAACAGCAUUAUUGAAGAUCCGUACUAUGGCGGGAAUAAGGGAUUCGAGGUCAACUUUGAGCAAGUCACUAGGUGCUCAGAGGGUCUUUUGAAAAGUCUGGGAUUCUAAAGCAAAAAGGAUGUUGACGACACUAGUAAUAACGACAGUGGUGACGUUCGCAGGUUAGCUGGGUGGAUUCUCUCUUGACAUGCCUAUGUCUGUUUGGAUUUCAACAUAUUUCCCCUCAUGCAAUUCCCCCCGCACGCACACAUACGUACACGUACAUAUAUACAUGUAAAUAUUUGCAAAAUAUGUGGAUAUUUAGAGUACAAUACUUUUUUGGAGUUUCUUACAAAUAAAGCGCUAUAUGUUCAUCCGAGCGAGUGUUUUCUAUAUUCGUUUGCAUUGUGCGUGUAGAUGGGCCCUUGCCAUGAAUAUUAUUGUCGGAUCUCUUUUUAAAGUACAAAAUCGUUUGUCUAUCUGAGAAAACCGGGCUCAUAGUGGUCCUUUCUUGAAGUGCGACGCAAUCUGUUUUGCCCAGCUUCUUUGCUCUAUCGUCUCUGUAUUCCUUUUUUAUUUUUUAUUUGCAUAAAGCUAGCAUCAGAACCAAACAGAGAAAUAAAG